Messenger RNA from Cydia splendana, 3620 nucleotides. Its product is annotated as myosin-3-like. NCBI's taxonomy places the organism in Eukaryota, Metazoa, Arthropoda, Insecta, Lepidoptera, Tortricidae. Gene Ontology annotation, cellular component: U2-type catalytic step 1 spliceosome. The transcript is spliced from 20 exons. The record is from RefSeq and is a predicted model, not a curated record. The coding region runs from base 44 to 2725 and encodes 893 amino acids. Gene Ontology annotation, biological process: mRNA splicing, via spliceosome.
GAAAUACUAUCCCCCGGAUUUUGAUCCGUCGAAGAUUCCCCGCAUGAAACUGGCGAAGAACCGCCAGUACACUGUGCGCUUGAUGGCUCCCUUCAAUAUGCGAUGCAUUACUUGCGGCGAGUAUAUCUACAAGGGAAUAAAAUUCAACGCUCGGAAAGAAGAUGUUGAAAAUGAAGACUAUUUGGGAAGUGGAAUUUACAGGUUUUAUAUUAAAUGUACCAGAUGCCUACAAGAGAUAUCAUUCAAGACGGACCCAAAGAACACGGACUAUGAGAUUGAGACGGGAGCAACAAGGAACUUCAUGGCACUGAAGCUUGCUGAAGAGCAGGCCAAGCGGGAUGAGGAGGAGCAAAAAGAAGAAGAGGCCAAUAAUCCUAUGAAAUUAUUAGCGCCCAUAACGUUGCGAGCGCUAAGCAGCGCUGCCAUGAUGCACGGUCCCAAUAAUCCAAACCCAGGUUGUGAGGGUUCACUAAUAAAACGACGAAGCACUUCGAGAAAAGGGCUGCCGGUUGCGGUAACAGCUAAGAGGAAGGGUAGUUCCCACAGCGUGCCGGCGCCAAGGAAAAAUUCUUAUAUCAUUGAACCAUCAGGCUCCACUGGACAAUCCACCGUUUCAUCAGAAGACAUACCUGCAAAAGACCCUGUAUACUCUGAAGCUAUCAAAACUAAACCUUUGGAUGAAAAUGUUAAGCUGAACCAAGAAACUGCAUUACCUGAGGUUGCUAAAUCAGAAGGUGGACUUGAAGAUAAACGGGAAGAGUUUUUAAAAUUUCGAAAGCAAUUUAUUCAACAACAGAAAGAGUACAUCGAUCGAUACACCGAAUUGCGUGACAUGGAGGAAAUGUCUGGCAUGCCCAAUUCGCUACCAAUCGGAGAGGUGCGCAUGCUGUCCGUCACAAACUGGCCGGCCCAUGACCUGCUGCUCAUGAGUCUCAUGACCGACACCUCAUCCACGCAGCCCCCGACCGAUAUGAAAGGAGUCCUCGGGCCUAAGGUAUGCCAGCAGCUAACUGCUCAACUUUAUGAGAUACGCGAUGAAGUGAUAGCCAUGGGUACCGAGAUGACGAGGCGACGCUUGGAUAUAUUGAAAUUUGUACGCGCUAUACAACGCAACGAGAACAGGGUGUUUGUUUACGAAGGUCAGAAUAUAGUGUGGCAAAUUAAGAACACCGAAUUGGAUGAAGAAACUAAAAAGCUACGACAACUCGUUUUAAAAACGGUUAAAAAUAUAGAAUCUAAACUAACUCAGAGCAUAGACGUUGCCAAAAAGCCAUGGAUGGAGAGGGACAGUCUGUUAAAAAAAAUAGAAUGUUUACAAAAAGAGCUUUCUAUACUCAAGAAAAGUAAACAAAACGAGAAGAUGGAAGAUACCAUCAGCGAUAACAAGAAAAUUUUAGAGGAUUUACAUCGAGAGCAAGGUUAUUGUGCUAAAAUGAAAGAGAUGCUGGCAGCAGCGGAAGAGAGGGCCACGAAGGCGCGCGCGCGCUGUGCUGAGCUCGAGCACCAACACAGCGCCAUCACAAGCCGUCCCACCAAGUGGGCCAGACAAUCGCAUAAUAGUUCUUAUGGAGUAAGGCAUGACUCCCAUGUAAAGAAAUCAGAGCCUCAUAAGAAUGAAGCAAUUGUUGAAGCGUUAUCUAAGCAACGCGAUGCACUGCAGUUAAAAGUGAAUGAACUUCAAGAAAGUGCCACAGUAUUAAUGCAGGAGGCUGAGAAGCGAGAAACUGAGCUAACGUCUCUACUGUCGAAGCUAGAGGAUCAGGAGCAAAGAACGGAAUCAUCGGAAACAGUGGCCCAGGAUACAGAAAAACGUUUAAAAGAUGUACAGGAGCAAUAUAAAUUGUUGGAAGAACGUUGCCAUGCUUUGGUUGAAGCACAGCACAUGAAAUGUCUGGAAUACUUGCCUCGGAAAGUUCCAUGUUCAUGUCAAGAGUUAGACAUUCUAUGUGACCUGCAAGCAAAUAAGAACGCUCUAGGGCGCGUCAUUAAAGACCCGGAGCUCAGUGGUGCGGACAAGAAAGGCUUGAAUCGACUUGAAAACGAGAAGGCCGAGGAGUUGCAAACCGAAGAACAAACAAUUGCAAACUUGCAGAACACAAUUGAAGAACUUACAGAAAAUAAGAAAAUAAUGGAAGAACAGCUGACAUGCUAUAAGAAACAGAUCUCCGCUCUUCUGACGGAAGUCAGUGUGCUACGUAGUUUUAACGGUUAUAAAUUCUGCGAUCAGGAUACUCCCCAAGAAGAACUGGAAAGCCAAGUUUUCGAGCUAUGCUUGCAAGUGGAGCGGCUGCAGCGCGAGCGUGAGGCGCUGGCAUCGGAAGCGACGGCGCGCACGCUGCUACUGGAGCGGCACGAGCGCUGCGCGGAACUGUUCGCACACGUCACGCGUGCGAGACGCGAGCUCGCCGCGCAACUCGCAGAUACCGUUAAUACUACGACAUCCGUGCCAUACGAAGUGGGCAAUAGCAAGAUGUCAAAUCUGAUCUCAAAUACGUACCAGAGUAGCGCGAACACCUGGUCUGCGCUGCGCGUCGAGCGCGCCCGCGUGCUGCGUCUCGAGGGCGUCGUGCACGCGCAAGCGCAGCAACUAGAGCGCGAGAGCGCCGUGCGCAUCAAGCAGGACCGCCGGCGCGCGCAACUCGAGCGGGAACUCCUACGAACCUGGGCCACCGGCUCCCAAAGCAGCCAGCUUCAAGAAACACCUUCAAGGAAGCUGACACACUAACCCCCGAUUCCUUACCGGCCAUACCGAAGGAGUAAAGGGGCUCACAGAUUACCAGUUCGCCGGACGAUAUCAGCCUGUCAGUUGGUCGGAGCUGUCAAAUUUGAUAGGCCGAUAUCGUCCGGCGGACUGGUAAUCAGUGGGUCCCUUAAGCCCCCAUACGCACGAGAGCUUUUUCAACGCGUGUUAAAAAAGCGCUUGAAUCCGUCCACACGCUAAAUUCGACUUAACGAUCAACGCUUAAAGUCGAAAAUCCAACAACGCUUGAUAAAAACCGCCACCGCCAUCGUGUGAACAAAUAGACAUGUUUCCAUUUGUGUCAUUCAAACGCUUUUUUAAUGCGCGUUGAAAAAGCGCUCGUGCGAAUGAGGGCUAACGCGUCUAUCGCAACACGUUUUCGACGAUAGACGGCGCGAUUCGGGAAAUGAAUUAGAGAUUCAAUAGAUAGGUAUGAAAUAGUAAAGAUAUGAUACGUUCAAAAGGUACCUUAUGGCGGUUGGCGCUUACGCUAUUAUUAACGCCGCUCCAAUAUUAUUGCGGCCGCCAUAAGGUACCUUUUGCCGUGGAACGUCACAUAUCUUUACUAUUUCAUAUCUAGUGAAUCUCUAAUUCAUUUCCCGAAUCGCGCCGAUUAUCAUAAUGUCUUCGCGUAAAGCCCCCUCCAGACUAUGCCCGUCUGUCUGCGAAAAUCGACUCCACACUCGCGUACGCGGCUUCGCGCCGCGAUUCGUGCACGAGUGUGGAGGGGGCUUAAUUUAGAACAUGGUGUGGUCGUCGGUCUUUUCCGCGUUCAAUAGGUACCUAUAUGUUUCGUAAAUUUAUGUAGCGUCCGUGUUACUUAAUUUAUGGUUUUCCACAAGUAAAAUAUCAAAAUUAAUCUAAGUCUAUGUUUGAAAUA